UUUGAUUUGACCCUUCUCAAGGAGGAAGAAGCUGUUCGCGAAACUGAAAGAUCGGACGAUACUUCUUCCCUGAUUGGCAGCGUUUCCUAACUUCUGUGCCGAUAACAAACGUCUCCGAUGGAUGCGAACAUCGUUUUGAACACAAGGGUGAAACAGAAAGACUCCUCGCGGGCAGUGGUUAUUGCAGUCACUGCCAGCUCUGUCUUUGACCUGGAGGAAGAGGAGGGGCCUGGAAGGGAUUCCGCAGCCAAUGAGAAUGAGCCUUUUAAAAUGGGUGCAGCGUUCGCCUUUAUUAAGGCAGUACAGAGAGUCAAUGAGAAGCUGCUGGAGAGGGACGCGAAGGAAACGCUGCUGUUUGACGUGAUGCUCGUGUCCAAAAGCGGCAGCUCCAACAGCCGCUCCAGGACAAAGGGCAGUACAGUGCAUUAUGGUCUCGAGAUUGGCCGAUUCUGCUUCUGCGGACCGGAGGAGGAUUUCACAGAACCCCUGCGCUCGAACCAUGUCAAGCUGUUCCUGUCGACGGCCCGGGAUGACGUCAGCAAGGCCUGGGAAAGGGGUGUCCCGGCGGCGCUGCUGUACCCGCAGAGUGUCCCGGACUCCACCGGCCCGCUCCGGGUUCUGUUCAUGGGGGAUGUUCUGGGCCUGACUGACGAGACGGCGCCGGUUCUGGAAGAACUGGGGUUCAGCAAGACCCAGCUGCAGCACAUCACAGCUGUAAAGGGCGCCAUGAGGGAGUUUGCGAGGUGCGUGGGGGAAAUGAGGAGACGAUUCCGGCUGGAGAGGAGCCCGAUCCGCACCUGCCUGGUGGUGGCGUGGAGCCCCAGCGAGGCCUGCGCCCGCGCCCUGAAGACGCUCCGCGGCUGGGGCCUGGAGGUGGAUGAGGCCUUCAACCUGGCGGGGGCCCCCCGGGGCCCCAUCCUGGCCCAAGUGCGCCCCCACGUCCUGUACGACCACGGACUGCCGAACCCGCACGGCGUUCCCCCGGAAUUCCGACGGUGACGUCCGUCAGACGGAAUGGGGGGGGGGGGGGGGUCGCGUCUUAUCGGGGUCUCUCUCUUUAUUCCGGAAGGUUCCACUGACGGGAUUCCGAGGUCAUCGCUUCUUCUAAACCGCUUUUCUUUUAAUGUGCCGAGUUCAAAAAAAUUCAUACUAAUUAUAUCAGUGCCGCUACGCGUACGCAGUAUGUCAGUCUGUAAACCAGUUGCUUGCUUGUAACUGUCCUGCAGGGUGCUUCGAUUGCCAGAUAAAUAUAUUCUUUACCAGAUCGGACAGCCAGCAUUACAGGUGAACGAGGGUACCCCUCCUCGCUUAACGCAAAACCAGCAUCCGAAUCGCCUUCAUGCAUUUCUCCACGUGGACUUUGACUCCGUGGCUAGUAAGGAACUGGGGGGAUGUAAGGGAAUGCGUGUUGGCCAAUACCUGUGCGGAGAUCAAAGCUUGUUGCAGAAAGAGGGUGUUGAAUGCUGGGAAGCCAGAUGUUUCACGGCCACUUUGUAAAGGUUUGAUAAGGUUGUCCUGGCUUCGUUCAGCAGACAGAGUAAACCUGUCAGCAGAUCAAGCUGCUUAAAAAAGGUUGCUUGCCGUGUGACCAGAACUGUUGGUAUAGUGUCACAUGCAUUUUGUUACUUUUGCAUGCAUUUCUUUUUUUUUUUUUUUAAUUGUUUGAUUUGACUGACACUUAAUUUUUGGUGGUUUGUAUAUUUGUUCAGAAUCAUCUGUAUCUUCAGCAACUGUUGCCAAAUCCAAUGCUUGGAAAAAAUGUGCCAAUUCAGCAACUCAUGAUGCCUGAGUCACGGAUGGAUGUGUUGUCAUUACAAUGCACCUUUUCUACUGAGUCACAAGAUCCCCGUGCUGCCUUUCACAGAGCAGUGUAACCGGCUUAAUUAUUCUGAGAAACUGACCUGAAUCACCAUCAAAAAAACAAAACAAAAAAAAAAAAACAA
Messenger RNA from Anguilla anguilla (European eel), 1943 nucleotides. Its product is annotated as cytosolic 5'-nucleotidase 1A. The coding region runs from base 118 to 999 and encodes 293 amino acids. Gene Ontology annotation, molecular function: 5'-nucleotidase activity; nucleotide binding; magnesium ion binding. Gene Ontology annotation, cellular component: cytoplasm; cytosol. Gene Ontology annotation, biological process: nucleotide metabolic process; adenosine metabolic process. The record is from RefSeq and is a predicted model, not a curated record. The transcript is spliced from 7 exons. NCBI's taxonomy places the organism in Eukaryota, Metazoa, Chordata, Actinopteri, Anguilliformes, Anguillidae.